UACACAGGUUUUGAGGUUAUUACUUAUUAUUUGUUGUCUCCGACUUCGUUCGUGCGAGUUUUGUGUUUAUUUUGUUCUAUAAAAUGCAAAAAAUUCUGAUACAAUAAGAAAGUAGUGGUAAAAUGAGUGACUUUGAGAAUGCCACGGAGGCGGCGUCCCUAGCUGUGACUUUCGAUCAGGCUGGGCAAUCGGAAAAAGCGGUAGAAUGUUACAGAACUGCUGCAAGACUUCUCGAUAGAGUUUGCAGUCAGGUGUCGCCAGAAAGCCAAGCAGAUCUACGACAAAAAGUUAAGGAGUAUCUUGGAAGGGCCACCUUCUUGCAGGAGCAAAAUGAAAGAGCCCAACAAGAAGAGAGCGAGCGACUGAUGCAAAAAUGUUACUUCCUCAUGCAACAAGCUUUAGAUGCUGAUGAAGCUAAUUUAAAGGACCUGGCAUUACAGCUGUACACUCAGGCUGUAGAAUUAGCUGUUAGUGUGAAAGUGAGCAACGCAGACAUAAAAACGAGGAUCAAUGGUUUAGCAGUUCAAGCUUUGGAUAGAGCAGAGGAAAUAAAGGGCAUUAAGAAAUUGGGCGCAUUAUCCAUCACUGGACCAAAACAACCUGCAAUAUCACCAAGCAGAGCACAACUCCAAAGAGAACAGAGUGUCCAUUUAAAGGUCACAGGCAAACAAGUGUACACGGAAGAAGAAAAAGAAGUAUUGCGUAUGACGUCCAACAUUAACAACAACUGUUUCCUACCAUUCAUGGACAUAGAUCUAUCAGAGAAGUUCCAAUAUGCCCUACCUUUCGAGGACAGAGCGAGCGAGUUGAAACUGUCAUCUAAGCAGGAGAAAGAGUUUGAUGGAUGGGUCCGCCCACAUGAGGUAUCCAGUGACCCUAAAAUGAUAGUCGGGGACCAUGUGGAUUGCUUCAGUAUUAAACAGACUAUAGUAUCGGACUGCUCAUUUGUGGCGUCUCUAGCGGUUAGCGCAUUGUAUGAGAGACGCUUUAACAAAAAGAUCAUAACAUCCAUCAUCUACCCCAAGAAUAAAAACAAGCAGCCUGUAUAUAACCCCUUCGGAAAAUAUAUGGUCAAGUUGCAUCUCAAUGGAGUUAGGAGAAAGAUAAUAAUCGAUGAUCGACUGCCCUACAGCAAAUAUGGCAGAUUAUUAUGCUCAUAUUCAAGUAAUAAGAACGAAUUCUGGGUGUCUAUGCUUGAGAAGGCUUACAUGAAAGUUAUGGGAGGAUACGACUUUCCUGGCUCUAACAGUAAUAUAGAUCUUCAUGCACUCACCGGUUGGAUUCCCGAGCGAUGUGCGAUCCGUGAUGGCGAGGCGGACUUCAACGCUGAUGCCCUGUACGACACCAUUCGCACGAGACUGGAGAGAGGGGAGGUGUUAGCCACCGUGGCCACGGGACAGCUAGAAGAUGCGGACGCGGAGCGGACGGGGCUCGUGGCCACACACGCAUACGCUGUACUGGACGUGCGACUUGUUAACGGAAUAAAGUUGCUAAAGCUGAAGAACCCCUGGUCGCAUCUUCGCUGGCGCGGCAACUAUAGCGAGCUGGACACUUUACACUGGACGGCGAACUUGCGCGCGCAACUGAACUACGAUCCCGAUAGUGCAGCGCAGUAUGACAACGGAGUGUUCUGGAUCGACUACGCGAGCAUACUCAAGUUCUUUGACGUUUUCUACCUCAACUGGAACCCGGAACUCUUCAAAUUCACAUACUGCAUACACCAGAAAUGGGAUGCAGGCAACGGGCCGGUUAAGGACGCGUACAAUGUCGGCGAAAACCCGCAGUUCACGCUACACGUGCAAGGCAAGGGCGCCGUGUGGUUGUUGUUGACACGACACAUCACACAGAUAGAUGACUUCCGAGACAACAAGGAGUACAUCACGCUGCUCGUGUACAAGAACGGACGACGCGUGUACUAUCCAUAUGACCCGCCUCCCUUCAUAGACGGGGUUCGUAUAAACAGCCCUCACUAUCUAUGCAAGCUGAUAGUGGGGGAAAAUAGCUGCGACAAAUAUACACUUGUCGUCUCACAGUACGAGAAGAGCCGAACGAUAUUUUACACGCUUCGAGCGUAUGCUACAUGCCCUUUCUCGAUGGGAAAGAUUGAGCCUUAUCCGUAUAGUAAGACGAUAAAAGGCGAGUGGGCUGGUAAAACCGCGGGUGGUUGCGAGAACCAUCGCCAGACUUAUCCAAACAACCCCAAAUACAUUGUAACCGUCCCUGAAUCGCGCAACCCGUGCAAUUUGGUUGCGCAACUCAAAGGACCCAAGCAGUAUCAGAUGGGUGUGGAUGCUAGGGUCGAGGCGUUGGACGACCCUAAUGUCACUGCGCCGUUCCUUAGAGAAUCUUCUGGGCCUUAUAGGUCUGGUUUCGUAGUACUGGAACUACGCAACCUCCCCGCGGGGCGGUACGUACUGACCCCUUCAACGUUCUACCCGGCUCAGGAGGGACCGUUUUUCCUAGAGCUCAAAUCCACUUGCGAGAUCACUUGCGAGGCUCGCUCCUAGACGCGGGCUGGCAGGAGGAAGGAAGAUACUUGUCAUUUGAGGAAUACUGUAUAAAAGCAAGCGUUCCUUUGCAGUAGUCCAUACAAGGAACCACAUGAUAUUGUAAGCUUUUUAUUCCUUGUAUUUGAGGAAUACUUGUAAUAUAUAAGUUUAAGUAGCUAGGCUGAGGGGAUGCCGCGUAGAAACCGAUCAGGGGUACGGUUUUAAAUGACUAUCCAAGAAUACUAAAACCAUUAUGUCGUAAACUGGGAAUAAAUAAAGUUUAUGCUGCUAUUAAAAAUCUAAAAUGUUUAAAUGAGGUUAAAUAAUAGUAAAUAUAUAUAUUCUAUAUUAUGGAGUUAAUGAUAAAUCAAAGACAUAUUAUUAAUUUUAAGGACUAAUGCAUUUUUUUUUGUAUUUUUUCAAAUAAAAUAAUAAAUUAUAAGCUUCAUCAAAAUAUUUUAAUUAUUUUAUGAUUGCGGAAUAGAAUGUUACACUUACUAAUGAAUUUGAUUCAUGUAUGUUAUGAUUAAAAGAUCUGUUUGUUUGUAAACGUUUUUAUUGUGUAUUUUUAUUGGAAAUAUAAAAAAUAAUAUUAUUAUUUACCCAAUUUAGUUAACAAUAUUAUUGUAGUAGAUUUAGAUAAGAAACUGCUUUUUGCUUUACUAGUGAUUAUUUUUAAAUGAAAUAUUAAUUUACAUACACAAAAUAUGUUACCCUAGUUAAUUAUUAUUUUAACACAAGACUGCUUGUUACUCUAGCUAAGAUAAUAUUAUGCGGAGCGCAGCGCAGAGCAUGCCCGCGAAGUUUUUUAAUCGCGUGACACAUUACGAAUUUCUACCAGAGAAUGCGCGAGCACGGGCGAGACUGCGCGCGCGCAAU
This is a messenger RNA of Maniola jurtina (meadow brown), 3368 nucleotides long. Its product is annotated as calpain-7-like. Lineage: Eukaryota; Metazoa; Arthropoda; Insecta; Lepidoptera; Nymphalidae. Gene Ontology annotation, biological process: proteolysis. Gene Ontology annotation, molecular function: calcium-dependent cysteine-type endopeptidase activity. The transcript is spliced from 12 exons. The record is from RefSeq and is a predicted model, not a curated record. The coding region runs from base 123 to 2507 and encodes 794 amino acids.